Messenger RNA from Lutra lutra (Eurasian river otter), 3579 nucleotides. RefSeq names its product toll like receptor 6 (gene TLR6). The transcript is spliced from 2 exons. Gene Ontology annotation, biological process: cellular response to diacyl bacterial lipopeptide; immune response; inflammatory response. Bases 211 to 2592 code for a protein of 793 amino acids. Gene Ontology annotation, cellular component: membrane; Toll-like receptor 2-Toll-like receptor 6 protein complex. Gene Ontology annotation, molecular function: lipopeptide binding; Toll-like receptor 2 binding; transmembrane signaling receptor activity. NCBI's taxonomy places the organism in Eukaryota, Metazoa, Chordata, Mammalia, Carnivora, Mustelidae. The record is from RefSeq and is a predicted model, not a curated record.
UUUCAAUAAACAUUACCGAGCAGCCUGCUCCAGCCCUGAGAAAGUUCUGAAGAGGGUGAAACAAAGCCAAGCCCCUGAGUGGACCCCUAAGAGAGUGCCCAGACAGGAUAAAACACAGAACCAUAUUUCUUGGGUAAUAAGAAUUUGGACACAUAUCAGGAUGCUCUGAAGAACAGCAACAACUCUUUGGGGAAUAGCCAUUUCAACAUCAUGACCAAAGACAAAGAUUCAAUCACAGGAAGCUUUCACUUUGUAUGCCUUGUGACCUUAAUAGUUGGAGACAUAAUCCAGUUUUCUGAAGAGAGUGAAUUUGCCGUGGACAUGUCAAAUAUGAAACUUACUCAUGUCCCAAAAAACCUGCCACCAAAAACAAAAAUCUUAGAUAUGUCUCAGAACCACAUAUCUGAGCUUCAUGUCUCUGACAUGAGCUAUCUCUCAGGGCUUAAAGUUUUGAGACUUUCUCAUAAUAGAAUCUGGUGCCUUGAUUUUAGAAUUUUCAAGUUCAACCAGGAUUUGGAAUAUUUGGAUUUAUCUCACAAUCAGUUACAGAAUAUAUCCUGCCAUCUUGUCACAAGUCUCAAGCAUUUAGACCUCUCAUUCAAUGACUUUGAUGUCCUGCCCAUCUGUAAGGAAUUUGGCAACCUGACACAACUACAUUUCUUAGGAUUAAGUGCUACAAAGUUACGACAAUUAGAUCUGCUACCAAUUGCUCAUCUGCAUCUAAAUUAUAUCCUUCUGGAUUUAGAAAGAUAUUAUGCAAAUGAAACAGAAAGUCUUCCAAUUUUGAAUACAAAAACACUUGACCUUGUUCUUCAUCCAAAUCAGCUCUUCUCUGUCCAAGUGAACAUAUCAGUUAAUAGUUUAGUAUGCUUACAACUGACUAAUAUUGAAUUGAAUGAUGAUAAUUGUGUACUAUUCACUAAGUUUUCAUCGGGACUCACUAGAGGUCCAACGUUACUGAAUAUUACUCUAAGACAUAUGAAAACAACUUGGAAAUGUCUAGUUGAAAUUUUUCGAUCUCUUUGGCCCAAACCUGUAGAAUAUCUCAAUAUUUAUAACUUAACAAUAUUUGACAAAAUUCAAAAAGAAGAUAUUCAUUAUUCUAAAACAACACUGAAGGCAUUGAAAAUAGAGCAUGUUAAAAAUGAGGUUUUCCUUUAUUCACAGACUGUGUUAUACACAAUUUUUUCUGAGAUGAAUAUUAUGAUGUUAACCAUAUCAGAUACACGUUUUAUACACAUGCUUUGUCCUCCGCCAUCAAACACAUUUAAGUUUUUGAACUUUACCCAGAAUCUUUUCACAGAUAGUGUUUUUCAAAAUUGUUCCCACCUUGUUAGAUUGGAAACACUUAUCUUACAAAAGAAUAAAUUAGAAGACCUUUACAAAGUAAGUCUCAUGACUAAGCAUAUGACAUCUUUGGAAAUAUUGGAUGUUAGUGGGAAUUCUUUGGAAUAUGAUAGACAUGAUGGAGACUGCACUUGGGUUGGGAGUAUAGUCGUGUUAAAUUUGUCUUCAAAUAUACUUACUGACUCUGUUUUCAGAUGUUUACCUCCCAAGGUCAGGAAACUUGAUCUUCACAAUAACAGAAUAAGGAGCAUUCCUAAACGAAUCAUGAAACUAGAAGCUUUGCAAGAACUCAAUGUUGCUUCCAAUUCUUUAGCCCACCUUCCAGACUGUGGUACUUUUAGCAGCCUUUCUGUACUGACCAUUGACUCUAAUUCAAUUUCCAACCCAUCAGCUGAUUUCUUCCAGAGCUGCCAGAAGAUUAGGUCCAUAAGAGCAGGGAAUAAUCCAUUCCAAUGUACAUGUGAACUAAGAGAAUUUGUCCAAAGUCUAGGCCAAGUAUCCCGUGAAGUAGUAGAAGGUUGGCCUGAUUCUUACAAGUGUGACUAUCCAGAAAACUACAAGGGAACCCUGCUGAAGGACUUUCACGUGUCUCAGUUAUCCUGCAACACAACUCUGCUGCUUAUUACCAUUGGGGUCACUAUGCUGGUGUUGACUGCUACUGUGACCGCCCUCUGUAUCUACUUUGAUCUGCCCUGGUAUCUCAGGAUGGUGUGUCAGUGGACCCAGACCCGGCGCAGGGCAAGGAACAUACCUUUAGAAGAACUCCAAAGAACCCUCCAGUUCCAUGCUUUUAUUUCAUAUAGUGAACAUGAUUCAGCCUGGGUGAAGAAUGAACUGGUACCUUGCCUAGAAAAAGAAGAUAUAAGGAUUUGUCUUCAUGAGAGAAACUUUGUUCCUGGCAAGAGCAUCGUGGAAAAUAUCAUAAACUGCAUUGAGAAAAGUUACAAGUCCAUCUUUGUUUUGUCACCUAACUUUGUCCAGAGUGAGUGGUGCCAUUAUGAACUCUACUUUGCCCACCAUAAUCUCUUUCAUGAAGGAUCUAAUAACUUAAUCCUGAUCUUGUUGGAACCCAUUCCACAUAACUGCAUUCCCAGCAAGUAUCACAAGCUGAGGGCUCUCAUGACACAGAGGACUUACUUGGAAUGGCCCAAGGAGAAGAGCAAACAUGGUCUUUUCUGGGCUAAUAUUAGAGCUGCUUUUAAUAUGAAGUUAACACUAAUUGCUGAAAAUGAUGCAGAAACUUGAAAAAGUCAGGGACUUCUAUUUAAAAAAAAACCAUCAUUAACUUGGAUUCUGAUGAACAUGAUGGUUUUAGGUUGCUGUAUAGGUGGUGCCUUUAUUAGCUCUACACAUUUGGGGAAGACUUAAUGAAAACUGUUUGAACUAAGCUAGGGAGCAAGGCUGGAGGCUGAGGUGCUUGCUCAAACUUGCCUAUUAUAGGUACCUCAGUCCUCUGGUUCAACCAUUCUGUUUCAAAUGGAAAUACUCUUGAGUAAAUGCUCAUUGAAGGACCCUUGCUCUCCCUUCUCCUUUCAGCCACAAAUGGAUUCUGUGUGAACAGGAAUUUAUGGGAUUUCAUGGCAGCAAGGAAAGGGUCAACCUCAGAAGUGUACACAGUGGCCCUUGGAGUAUCUUUUUUUCUUUAUUUUCUUCAUUUAUUUCUAGAGAGAGAGAGUGCAUAAGCAGAGUGGGGGCGGAAGGAGAGGGAAAUAAAGAAAACCAAGCAGGGUCCACACCCAGCACAGACUGCAAUGUGGUAUCCGAUCCCACAACUCUGAGACCAUGACCCAAGCCAACAUCAAGAGUCAGACACUUUACCAACUGAGCCACCCAGGCACCCUGGUCCUUGGAGUAUCUUCUGGAGCUUCACUGUCCUCUGAGUGAACUUUGUCAUCCUGUUCAACUUUGGAGCUUGGGAAAAAAUUAGACCAGUUAUGGAAAAUAAAGUUUUUUUUGUUCACAUCUGAGUAUAUUAUAAAAUUUUUGACCCUGUCAUACAAAUAUGUAGUUAACCAGUUAACUCAUGACUUAAUAAUUUAUGUAUAUAAAGGGAAAUACAGUUGACCCCUAAACAACAUGGGUUUGAACUGCAUGGAUCCACUCGUACAUGGACUUUUUACAGUGUGGUACUAUAAAUAUAUUUUCUCUUCCUUGUGAUUUCCUUAAUGUUUUCCUUUUUUAUCCAGUUUAUUUUGUUGUGACAAUACAAUAUAUGAUACAAAAAACAUAAAA